Molecule: messenger RNA, 2391 nt
Organism: Cydia pomonella (codling moth)
Lineage: Eukaryota; Metazoa; Arthropoda; Insecta; Lepidoptera; Tortricidae
Exons: 3
Coding region: 430-1755 (441 amino acids)
Biological process (GO): sensory perception of taste
Cellular component (GO): membrane
Source: RefSeq, a predicted model, not a curated record
ACGAUAUCUGAUUGCUAGCGCCAUCGACCCUGAGCGUUGGAAAAAGCUUGCUGGAAGGAGGUCUUCUUGGCGGUCUACCAUCCAUAACGGUGGCAAAACAUUUGAAAAUAACCGUCUCACUAGCCUAGACAUAAAACGCCAGUUACGGAUAGAGAAGUGUUAAGAAACGUCGGUAGAAGUUAGACGUUAAAAAUAUCACUUGCUCAGUCUGUGAUUUUAAUAAUCUCUGCUAACUUAACUUGGUCUGACUCUAGCGAACUGUCUCGGUAAACGAUAGAAAACCUAUUUACUCGUACUCGUUGUGUCUUGUUAACACGCCCUUUCCGAAAUCAUUACAUUAAAAAUUCAACCUUUACUCUAGUAUGUAACAUAACAAAACGUAUAAUUAAACGUUGUAAGGUGAAAAAAUGUUUUUAAAAACAUAACACAAUGAAACCAUUCCUGUGUGUUAUUGUAAAAAAACGAAAAGAUAGCUUCGUAAAUGUUGUUACCAGUCAUUAUAGUUUCAGCGACCCAAUGAAACGAUUCCAUUUAAAGAUGUUUACGCGUCUCAAAAAAUAUUUCACAUAUAAUUAUGAUCGAAACAUUGUUGAGCUAUUUAAGCCACUUUACAUCUUGCUUUCAAUAACGGGAUUAUUUCCCUACACCAUUGAAUUCCCGAAAGGAAGACACGACACCAGAAUAAUACGCAAGUCACUGGUCCCACAUUCCUUGGGAGCAAUUUUAUUCAUGGCCUUUCUUUCGUUCUACUUUACUCAAAAGAUACACAUUUUGAUGAACACGACCGCCGUGAGCUCUGUGACGAAUGUUACUAAUAUUAUGGAGAUGACAGUGGCUCUUCUAUGUGUAAUCGUUAUUUAUUUUUCUGCAUUCCGAAACGCUAAUGCAUACGUACAGAUUCUUCAAAACAUAGCUUCUUGCUGGGCUGAAAUGUGUCAUGUGAAUGUGACUCCUAUAUUGGUAUUCCUACGCAAAUUAUACACCUAUCCAGCUAUAGUUUGGGUUGUGAUAUUUUCAUGUGUACAAAUUACUCUAUGUGUCGUUGGCACUCAGAAAGUAUACAAUCAACUCAUAUUCUUCACGGUGCCCGACGCCAUACCCAGCCUAAUAGUCGCAUUUUAUACCUCCAUAAUCUUAUUGGUAGUUUGUCUGUUGAAAAAUAUAGAAGAGCAUUGUCAAAUUAUUGUCAAAGACAAGCGAGGUAGAAUUUUCGCCACAGAUUGUUCUGAAAUAUAUGUCCGAACAGUGACCUCAGGCAGGUCGGGUAAAGAUUGCGUUCGCCUUGAGAAUUUAGAGCAAGUUUACGUAAAGGUGUUGGAGGUAAAACAGGACAUCAACAACGCGUUCCAAGCGCCGAUAUCGCUGAUCAUAAUCCAAUGUUUCCACGGUAUCUUAAGCGAUGCGCACACACUCUACAGUCAAAUCGUAGUGAACAUGCGCUUUGAUGCCCAUCUGCUAAUAGAGCAGACCUUCUUGGUGUUACAUUAUUUGGCAAAAAUAUAUGCCUUGACGUUCACGGGAUCUAUGUUGAAGGAUGAGGCAAGUAUGAACUCGCUAUGUUUUUAUAUUUAUUUCUUUCAGGCUGCCAAGAUCGGUCGAACAUUGCAUAAUAUCCCAACGGCAAAUCAGGAUAAUCGGUUAUUAAUGGAGGUGCAGCACUUUGCCACCCUGAUGUCGUUCCAUAAACCUGUAGUAACGGUUUAUGACUACUUCUCUUUGGACGCCACUUUGUUAUUCAGCGUAAGUGUUCGAUAACCAUUUUACAUCAAUUAUUAUUUAUUUAUUUCGCCCUCGGAAUACCCAACUGGCGUGAAGUGGCGCCGGAUAGGGCAGAGUGGCGCUCUCUUGUGUCAGAGGCCAAGAUCCUGUUUGGGUCAUUGAGCCAGUGAAAUAAGUAAGUAAGUAAGUAUUUAUUUAAUCUUUAUUGCACAAAACAUGAAGGUACAAAUGGCGGACGUAAUGCCUUAAGGCAUUCUCUACCAGUCAACCAAUGGGUUAAACCAGAAAGAUUAAGUAGGUACAGUGUCUUUUAAGAUAAAUAAAUUUGUAACUAUAUAUGAAUAUAAAGUAUAUAUUGAUAAACUUACACAUAUACUAAUACAAAUAAACAUACAUAUAUUGAUACAUACAUAAUUAUACCAAGUGUGAAUCAUUAAGUUGAUGAGGAAGAAUGUUUGUCAAGGAAAUACUUGCGCAACAUGCGCUUGAAUGUGAAUUUGGUCUGCGCUUGUCUGAUAGAGAGUGGGAGAACGUUCCAAAGUCUGAUUGCCUGGACAGUCAAAGAAUUGGACAUGAAACCCGUAAACAAUUAUGUACACGUGGCUUACAAUUCACUCAGCUGGCUGAUUAAAAUCUGGUGAUUUUAUAUAUCAGUGGUUCUUAAGCGUUCAG